Molecule: messenger RNA, 1215 nt
Organism: Pseudophryne corroboree (corroboree frog)
Lineage: Eukaryota; Metazoa; Chordata; Amphibia; Anura; Myobatrachidae
Gene: PSMG1
Product: proteasome assembly chaperone 1
Exons: 7
Coding region: 180-1049 (289 amino acids)
Biological process (GO): proteasome core complex assembly
Cellular component (GO): endoplasmic reticulum
Molecular function (GO): proteasome binding
Source: RefSeq, a predicted model, not a curated record
GGCUGCAGAGUGUAUUUGGCUCCCUCUGGCGGCCGCCGCUGGCUCUCUCCGUCCCUCCACUCAGUGGCAGUGCGGCCUGCUGUCUGUGUCAUGCUGCUCGGCACUGGCUUGGGUUGAUCAGGGAGCCGGUGCUUCCUGCUGCAGAGAGACGGCUGAAAUCUACAGACGGUACCGCAGAGAUGGCCACGUUCUUCGGGGAGGUUGUGUCUGGUUUCUCCCGGGCUGUGGAUGAUGAUGAUGAGGAGGAAGAUGAAGAUGAAGAAGAGGAGGAGGAGGACAGGGAGAUCAGGAGGGAGUUAGAGAAGAAAAGGGAAGUGACUCUCACCUGGAACGCUGAAACCAGCGCCGCUAUUGAAAACGCUGCAGACCAUAGACUUCCCUGCACCAGCCUAAUCCUAGCUGUUGGUGACAAUGCCACAGGGUUUGUUUCGUCUUAUAUACUGAGCUCUGGAAGUUGGGAGGUGUCUGGUUAUAUGACAUUGUGGAAUGAGAUGUGUCGGGACUGCACACCCAGAAACGACCACACAGCGUCCCCGUCAUCCUGCGUCUUCUACCGAUCAAUCACAGAUCCCACGGUGAUGCUGUGUCAGUGUAAGUGUUACGUGGCCGAGGACCAGCAGUUCCAGUGGUGUGAGAAGGUUCUCGGCUGUCUGCAGAAGUCCAGUUUAAAGGUGACUGUGCUUUCCUCCUGCCCGGUCUCGGACUAUAGGACUCCAGAAUCCACGUACAAUCUGCCAGUCCCAUUCCUCAAAGUGAUCAAGACAAAGCGGUACACAGACAAGACCCCCUGCAGCCCCCUGGAGCAGCCAAAUAUUGUGGAUGGACUGCCAGCUGCAGUGAUGACGUAUUGUCAGGUCUGGGAGAUUCCCGCUGUGUAUUACCAGUGCUACACCGACAUCACUAAGCUGGAUUCUGUUACCAUUGAUGCUUUCCGCCCUGUCCUGUCCUGUCAGAGCAUGAGCCGAUUGGCCGUGAAAUCCUCAAAAACUGAAGAGAGUCUGAAGGAGCUGGUGAGAACCAGCCAAGUCCAAAGCAACCUGUAUAUAUAGCUCCUGUAUGUCUGAGAGGCCAUGUAUGCCGACCUGAUGGGACUUGUAGUUUCACAGCUGGAGCGUCUAGUUUCCGAUCACUGCGGAGAAGGGAUGAAGCACAGUGGACUGUUUUCAUAAAGCUAUUUAGUAAAUGUUUAGUAAUAAAAUGAUUAUUUUCUCUUAA